UUGCAAAGGCUAUCCACCCACUCCACAAUCCACACUCGAGGCUGCGGCAACAAAAUAGAGCAAACAACAACAACAUAAGACUAACAAAUGUGUAGGUGAUAGCAGACAGAAGACACAAGACAAUAGAAGACGUGACAGCCAACAAAGCGAUACAAAGAAGAACAAGCAGAAGGUGAAGUGUUUACAAGAUGUGGCGUCGUGCUGGUGCUGGUUUGGCGGUGCUGAGUGGCCGGGGCGCGGGUAGUGAGGUGUGUGCCAGGGUGCCAGGGGCCGCCACAUGGAUCAGGGCCACACCUGCUGCCCUGCCGCUGUGCCCAGGGGUCCACAGUAGCCCCACGGCAGGUGUGAUGCUGCGGGGGUGUGGAGGUCUUGCCCACACCUCUGCCAUGCCUGACAGGCUCCUCCACACCACCUCCUGCUCCACCACUGACUCUGACGCCUCUGUGGCCGUGGUGGAGGCAGAGGUGGAGGAUGAGUUGGACCGCCUGUAUAGCCAAGUGGAGGUGGAAUGCCGGGGACACGAACCAGCUGUCCUGCGUUCCUACCAGAAGUUUGUCAGCACUGCCGCAGCCCACCUGGAUGUGCCUCUGGAGAAGAUUGAGUGGCCCAAGAAACACAUUCAGCGGUGGACUCUUCUUAAGUCCAUCCACAUCCACAAGAAGCACCGCGUUCAGUACGAGGCGCGCACUCACUUCCUGGUCAUGAGAUUUGUCCGCCUCACGUCCUCCACCGCUGACACCUUCCUUGAGUACAUCCAGCGUAAUCUUCCUGAGGGUGUUGCCAUGAAGGUCACUAAGCACGAGAUUCAGAAGCUGCCGGAACAUGUGAAGCCUUCUGUGGAGGUUGUGGCGUGAGUGGGAGAUGAGGCAGCGUGGUCUGGUGGUGUACAGAGGUGUUGCAGUGGUGUGUGUACUGUGUGUGUAAAUAUAAAGUGUGUAUUCCUGAA
This is a messenger RNA of Portunus trituberculatus (swimming crab), 946 nucleotides long. RefSeq names its product 28S ribosomal protein S10, mitochondrial-like (gene mRpS10). The coding region runs from base 189 to 854 and encodes 221 amino acids. The record is from RefSeq and is a predicted model, not a curated record. The transcript has 5 exons. Lineage: Eukaryota; Metazoa; Arthropoda; Malacostraca; Decapoda; Portunidae. Gene Ontology annotation, cellular component: mitochondrial small ribosomal subunit; mitochondrion.